AUGAGGGAGGAGGAAUGGAUGAUAGGAAUGGGUGAUAGUAUUUGUACGCCAGCUAAACUCGAAAGAAGGGAAAAAGCAGUAAGGUGCACUGGUUCAACGAACCUUGAACAACUCCGUACUACUGGGUAUGGGUGUAAUACGCUCUUCACCAAUUCCGGAAAUUAUACAUCAGAAGGGUUUGGUAGUGAAGCGGGUGGUACCGUCUUCAGUGGUUUGCUGAAGGACGAAUGCCGUAAUGGAUCACUCGAGAAUGUUUUCCGUUCAUCAGAUACAAAUUGCUCUCCUUGCUCUGAAUGUUGUGAAAUAAUUCAAUCGUUUCCAUCAAAAAGAGAACAGCACGCAGUUAUUCCCGCGAUAAGGGCGGAAGGACAAGUGAACGAGCUACUGGAAUCCAUGGUAAUGGCGAAUGGUAGUAGUAGCAAUCAAACAACUGACAGAACCUGCACUGAUGUCGAAAAAAUACUCCACAAUGAAUUGUACAGGAAACCAUUUCAGCAAUUUCUUGAGCAACAGUUUUGUGCCGAAAAUAUUAAUUUUUAUAUGGCCGUGGAAGAUUAUCGUUCGAUCCCCGAUUCAGAUUUAGAGAAAAGAGCAGAAGUCGGCCGUCAGAUUUUUGAGCGAUAUUUCGCGCCAAAUGGUAUAGAACCGGUAAAUAUUGAUAACAGUACAAGCAAAAGCAUUAGAGAUGCAGUAAUGUCGGAAGAUUUCACACCUCAACUGUAUGAUGUGGCACAAUAUCAGAUAUUUCAUUUAUUGAAAUAUGAUUGUUGGCCACGUUAUCUACGUGCUGGUGGCGUAGCACCAACAUUUGAUGAUGAUCCUGAUGAAACAUCUGGGACUUCAACGACAGGUGGAUCAACUUUUCGAUCAAUCUCUUCUGGUGCUCCACCACCAAGUACUUCUAGCUCAAGAGUUGCCGAAGUAUGUACCAAGUUUUGCACAUUGAUGCUUAAUGAUGCACCUUGUGUUGAGCAAAUUGCUCUUCAUGAUCCGACGGAAUCGGUAGGCAAAUGGACAGCAACAGUUGCAGCUCAACAUGGUAUGGAUCCAGGUGCGACUGAAGUUGUUGAUGCUCAGUCGGGUGCAACGAUUGACCCAGCUCGACAAGCUGUCGAUGCAUUAAAUAACCGGUGCGUGCGUUUGUUACCUGUGCUACUUUUUGCCGCCGAAAUAAUGAUUCCAAAUGCUCCAAAUAAAACGGGUACAUCCACAACAAAUUCGAGAAUUGUACUACUGCGAGCCCGACAUGGCCUUUCAUUGAAUGUUGUGUUAAGGCCAGUUUUGGCGAAAUAUUUAAUUGAUUACGAUUCAUGUGUUGUUGUUCUUCCAAGCUCCUUCGAUGCUGUUAGCUGGCAGACAACUGUUGGUACGAUACGACAACGAUUUGUUUUGGUGAUGACGCAGCAAAAAUAUCAAGAAAGAAGACAUUCACCGAAGCGUGAAAUUGCUAAGGAAUUUCAUUCAACGCAAUUUUCAACACCAGCAAUGAAUUUGCCAUUCUAUCAGCAUGGUGAUGUUGCAUUUGUUGAACUACCAGCUGAUUUCGAUUUACGUACAGGCAAGAUGAAUGCAACACGUUCCUACUGCAAUGCUAAGACUGAUCACACAUCUGGCUUGUUGAAAUUUGUUCGGAAAGCAAGCCAAGCAGUAACAAAUCGUGAACCAUCAUCAUCCGAUACUACCGGACUCUCAUCGUCGUCCCAUCAGUAUCAUGCGGGAUCACUGCAGCAACAACGAAAACAACAUUCUGGUGGUCACAAUAAUUCUCAGUUAGCUCCUUCCAGUUAUACUGAUGAAAUAAGGCGGAAAUCGUUGGGUACAUUUCAACGAAUGCCGAGUGCCGCCAUGGCCGAUAUCCCAUAUUGUGGUGAAGAUACUGCCGUUGAAAAUCUUAGGUUACCUCAAAAUACAAGGAGUACUGGUUCUACAAAACAAAGUAAACGGGAACAUAUCGAUGGUAGAGAGAAAGUGUUCGAAAUUCCGGAAUUUUUGAGGAAGGAAAUUACUCCGGAAAUGCGUAAUACGGAGAAGAAAUUGACAUUAAUUGAUUCUAACGCUCCCAAAAUUCCUUCCUUGUAUACGUCAACAGUUUCCAGUGAUAAAGAUUUUUCUCCUGGUGACCGCAAGGGAAGUUUGGGAUGGCAGCAUGCCGAUUAUGUAUAAAUAAUAUGUACUGUUAGGAUAUUCAAUUCAUGUAAAGGAAAAUCGCAGACAUCUAUGGCAUAUGUGAUGUGUACAUAUUCGUUGUUUGAGUAGUACUAUCCAACAAGAAAAAGAUCAAACUACAAGAUCGGAAAAAAAAUCGAAUUUGCAUCCUUUCUUGUCAAAAUUGUAUUUGUUUACUUUCUUGCUCUUUUAUUGAAAUUUUAUAUUCAUGAAAUGUGCUUCUGUUUUUUCCUUUUCAUUUUAAAAAUACUAUUAGUGGAGAAUAUGAAAUUGUAAAUUUUGUCUUGUAUUUGCACUUUUUUUUUCUUGUUCCAAAUUAAUGUAUGCGUAUUAGAUUACCGGUAUAUUUUGCCACACAAAAUGGAUAGAGAAGUGAAAUUCUAUUAUUUAUUGAGUUUAAA
This is a messenger RNA of Loa loa (African eye worm), 2567 nucleotides long. RefSeq lists its product as hypothetical. Lineage: Eukaryota; Metazoa; Nematoda; Chromadorea; Rhabditida; Onchocercidae. Gene Ontology annotation, molecular function: GTPase activator activity. Bases 1 to 2163 code for a protein of 720 amino acids. The record is from RefSeq and is a predicted model, not a curated record. The transcript is spliced from 18 exons.